CCGGGGCCGAGCGGGGACCGACUGCGCUGCAGGGACCGCGGGCAGCCCGGGACCGACACCCUCCGGGAGCCGAUCCCUGAGAUACCCCCGACCCCCCGGGACCUCCCCUGGGCCGCUGUCCCCUCUCAGACGCUCCCCUGGAUCCUCCUGCCACGCCCGCCCCCUCCCCGCCCCGAGCCUCCUGCCCCUCACACGGGGGUCCUUCCCACCGGGAAUUCACUUCUGACUCUCCCUGGGUUCCCCCGGUACCCUGCUGCCUCCAGAUCCAUGCCGAGGGGACCCUUCACUCUCUCUCAGCCCCCUGCCCCCUCCUCUUGUCCUUAACCCUCCCAGCACAGCCCCAGAUCCUCUCUCCCACCUCGUCCCGCUGGCAGUGCCCGGCCUGGAAGGAUGAAGAGAUAAAAAACAAGAAAGAAGAGUAUGUAAAAGCAGCAGCAGGGGGACCUCGAUGUGCUUCAACAGUCUCACCUCGUGUAAGAGAUGUUGUGUCCUUUUUAGACCUCAAAACACUCAACUCACAAGUGCUUAAUUGAGGCCAUGGCAACAGGGGAUGCAGCUGUAUUCCAAGUACCAUCUCAGGAUGUGAAACAAAGAAACAAGCUCUUGGUGAAGGGCAUAGCAACUCGAGAGAAGGCAACGAUCACAUUAGAUGCCACGAAGAUGUUAGAUCCAUGUCGGUUAAAACCCGAUAGCAUGGAGACAAAAAGAAUCAUAACUGUCUUGGAUGAGACGAUUGCCAAGCUGGAGAUGAGCAGUUUGAUCCCACAUAUUAUUGACUCUCUGGAUAGGUUUGCUGAUAUGCUAGGUCCUGAGAUCACAACCAACCUGAUUCAGCACCAAAAGCUUUCAAAUGAAAUGGAGCACCUGCUUGCCAGCUCUGAAGAAGAGGACACCAUGAGAGCUGAGGAACAACAGGGCCGUCUGUGCUUGCUAGAGCAACGUCUGAAAUGUUCCGUUAGAAAUGUCUUGAGACUCUUACUGGCCAACUCCUCGAUUUGCCAGGCUCUGAAAUGUGAAGCCUGGGUGAAAGAGUCACCAGCUGAAGUGUUUAUCAAAGCCUUUGGGGAGUUCCGGAAUUUCAUGCUUGAGAGACUCCUGACUGAUCCUGUGGAAGAGGAAGAAAAGGUUCAGAUCAUGGAAGACCUCUCCCUCCAGAUUGAGAAAAACACUGAAUCAAUCACAGCUUUACAGGCAGAACUGGCAGCAGCAAUUCGGACUCAAGCGGAGGAGAUUCAGAAGAAGGACAACGAGAUCAAAGACCUCAAAACCAGCAUGCAAGAUCUGGCUGAAGACUGCAAGGCCAGCAUCCAACAGAUCAAGCAGGAAGGAGAAAAACGGCAAAAUGAGGAGCUGCAAGCCUCCCAGGCCAAGUAUGCCAGGCUACAGCAGGACAUUCAGCAGCUAGAAGCACAACUCAAUGCACUUAUAGUGGAGCAUCGAGCAUCAGAGCUGGCUCUCAGAAAGAGGAAGAACAGAAUGGAGAUGGAAAUUGUGAACUGGAUCCAGAAAUAUGACACAGACAUGGGAGAAAAACAGGCUGAGUAUGAAGAGGUUCAUGCUGCCUAUGCUGAGGAGAAGGCCCAGCUGUCCCUGCUGACAGAGAAACGUGCUGUACUUCUCCAGGAGUAUUCUCAGAUUGCGGAAGAGCGCCAGAUACGUCAGGAGAAGGAGGAGCAGGCUUUGAAGGAGCUGAACAUCUUGACGCUUGCUGCCACCCGCAUCCAGGCCUUCUGGAGAGGCUACUUGGUCCGGUCCCUCUUCAAGUCAAAAAGGAAGAAGAAGAAGAAGGGCAAGGGCAAGAAGGCCAAGAAAUAAAGCACAAAAUCAAUUCUCUCUCCUCCUGGCAAAGCUGCUGACUCUGCUUCGACUGAGAUCUUCCAGAUAAAAGCACUAAAUUUGAGAGAAAAUUUGCAUUAAGGACUCCAGGCCUGCGGCUGUCUCUCAUAGUUGGAGUAUUCACAUUGUUGUAGUUUCACAUUGGCGUGAAGACUGUUCUACCAUUUUAGGUUUGGCCUUGCCAACUCUGCCAGGAGGAGGAUGUCUCCUGAGGGAAGGACUGGGCCAGGAGUGCAGGUUCCUGGCUUGUCUCCUUGGCUUUACUCUCCUUGCUUCUACCUUGCUUGUGUGUCAGGGCCCCAUUCUGUUCUUACUGAAGUUGGCAAUAAAAUCGUUCCCGGGGGCCUUCCCGAGGCCCUUCCUCUGACA
Molecule: messenger RNA, 2205 nt
Organism: Tyto alba (common barn owl)
Lineage: Eukaryota; Metazoa; Chordata; Aves; Strigiformes; Tytonidae
Gene: DRC10
Product: IQ motif containing D
Exons: 5
Coding region: 538-1815 (425 amino acids)
Molecular function (GO): protein binding
Source: RefSeq, a predicted model, not a curated record